Molecule: messenger RNA, 543 nt
Organism: Heterostelium album PN500
Lineage: Eukaryota; Evosea; Eumycetozoa; Acytosteliales; Acytosteliaceae
Exons: 2
Coding region: 1-543 (180 amino acids)
Biological process (GO): mitotic sister chromatid cohesion
Cellular component (GO): Ctf18 RFC-like complex
Source: RefSeq, a predicted model, not a curated record
AUGAUUAUAAUUAAUAAACCAUCAAAUGCAGAUGAAGAUGAGCAGAAACGUUGGUGCAUUCUAGAGUUUCAAGGUUGUUUCGAAGAUAGUACUCCAUCAAAGUUAUCGAAUGAAGUAUUGGGUGAAUUAAUUCAUAAAGAAAAGGAUAUAUAUCAAUUACAAAUAGGUAAUCAAAUGUUUGAAGGUAAAGAUAUAAAGUUAAAGAAUCCUUUGUUAGUAAUUAGAAAAGUUUCAACUGGCCCCAAUAAUAAUAAUGGAAAUAGCAAUGGUAGUAGUAGUACAGAUGAUAAAGAUAGCAGUAAUAAUAAUAUAACAGAAUAUGAAGUGAAUACAUUAAUUUAUAGUAAGAUAUGUUUUACCAAUCGUCCAUCUACUAUUAUCGCACAGCAGAGUGUCAAAUACGGGUCACCACAGCAUAGAAAGUCACCUUCUUCAUCACCAUCUUCCUCUCCAAUGUCAACGACACCCGAGAAGAUAGACAUGGCAACCGUAUCACCAAUGAAAUCAUCGCCAAUACAACAACCGAAAUUCACACAAGACUAA